Molecule: messenger RNA, 2494 nt
Organism: Harpegnathos saltator (Jerdon's jumping ant)
Lineage: Eukaryota; Metazoa; Arthropoda; Insecta; Hymenoptera; Formicidae
Product: sec1 family domain-containing protein 2
Exons: 10
Coding region: 494-2494 (666 amino acids)
Biological process (GO): vesicle-mediated transport
Source: RefSeq, a predicted model, not a curated record
UUUUUAGCAAGACUCAACGAUAAAAGGAAAUCAGGAAAUCUUGUUGUUUUUAAAUAAUACUAUUCGACAAGUCAAGUGGACAUUUUAUCAUGUAAUACGAAUCUCUCUCUCUCAAAUAGUAAGAUUGGUUCCACUAACAUUUGACACGUUACAUUUGCAUAUGAUAAUCAGCUGUUUGAUCAUAUGGUGACAUGAAAAAUGAGAAUUAUGGUCAACAUGGAAGACAUGUGAAUACUGUGUUAUACACAGUCAUAAGCACAGUUUGAUAUUUGUGAUAAUAAAGUUAAAGUGUCAUGUUAUUGUUACAAUUUAAUAAUAUAUUACUGUAUUAAUACUUUAUUGCUAUUAUGUUUAUAUUGUUUGAGAGAGAGAAAGAGGAUUAAUUUGCAAUAAUUACCUAUGACUUUAUCCUCUUCAUAAAUUUCUAUCAUUUUUUAAACAAGAGUCAAAGAUAAUUUUAUAAAGUACAUGCGAUGUAUACAAAUAUUUAAUAAUGGAAGCUGUUAACAACCUGGAGCAAUUUCUUACUGACACCUGGGCUGAUAUUGUCCAUCUUGUACAUGGGUCUGCAGUUUAUAUAGAUCAUGCAGCGACAGAAUGCUUGCAUUGGUAUACUGGUGGCAAAACAUAUUCCUUCCUUAAAGACGCUGGUGCAGUGUCAGUUUAUGAGCUGGCCAUGUAUAAUUUUCGUUAUGCUAAAGUGAAGAAUUGCAAGAAAGCAAUGAUUAUUUCAACCUCCUCCAAUCCAGCUUUUUAUCAACGCACAGUUAAGAUGAUAAUGGAGAAAAAUAUAUUUGAUUGUUGUACAAUUGUCACUGCUGCACAUUCAAGUGUAUUGAAUUAUGAAGAUACAGUACCAUUAGAAGAUAAAAUAGAUUAUGCCAAGUUGAAGAGGGAUGUAAAAUGCUGGAUGUGUUCCAAUCUGCAAUCACAGGAUUGUUCGGUAGUUGUACUAUUUCGACCAAUUUUUAUUAGUUUAAUAGACAAUGAUCUAUUGGUGACACCACCUUUUGGUGAUCUAUCGCCAACUUUGAAUAACACUUUAACAAAGGAUUCUGAGUAUGCAGUCGAUCAUUUUGUAAGUUUAUUUCACAGCUUGUUCACAUAUUUAAAUUUAAAAGAAGAUGUUUAUUCCAUGGGAAGAUUUAGUGAAUAUGUUGCUGAAAAAUUGGAAAUAUUACCUGCAGCUGUUAAUCGUAGGAAUAGUUUAAUUGGUGCAGAAGGAGUGUCUUUAAUCUUUGUCGACAGAACAUUAGAUCUUUGCACUCCUACCAGUAACAAUACGGAAUCGUUAUUGGCCAAGAUAUUAUGCACUUUGCCUCAUUUAUCUCAUCAUUGUAACGAUGUUGCAAUAAAUAUGUCUCCCCUGUUUUGCAAUCCACAGGAAGCCUCACAACUUAUCGACGAAGUACCAGGAUGUUUGGCUAGCAACGACAAAAGUUUGACGAAUGUAUUAAUUACGAAAAAACAAAAGGAAGUGUUGACCACCGCAAAUAAAAUGCUUGUCGAUAUUCUAUUAACGAACGAAAAUCCGAAACUGAAAGAAAAUCUAAGAUCGAAAUUAGCAACGAGAAUUUCUGUGCAUAGCUUAGAGAAGCUUGUAAAUAGAUUUAAAGACAUAGGUGAUCUUCGUGCAAUAUCGGAGUUGAACAAGAAACUUCAAGUGAUAUUGGCAAUUAUACAAGCCUUAACGUCCGAGAAAACUUCUCAAUUAGAACUGUUAAUUAGUCUCGAGAAGUUAGUUCUGCAGAACAUUGCUAUAAGUCGUGAAUCUACUAGCGUGCUAGGGCAAUUCAGUAAUAUAGUAAGAACACGCGAGAAACGAGGCCUAGAUACAGACAACAUACUGGCGCUUUUAGUGCAUAUUUAUGCGCUUACUGGGACUGAGAUACAGUUCUCUUCUCAGCAAGAACAACAGUUGAAGGAAUCUAUUGCCGACGCUAUAUAUGAGGACAUGAUGAAAUUAAAUGAAAAUGUGAUGAACAAGAUGUCAGUCUAUCAACAAACUUUAUUGCUUUUUGGUGUUGCUGAUGAUGCUGAGGCUAUGAAAGAGAUCUCUGCGAAAGUGGCAGGAAGCAUCAUGAAUGUGUUACACGAAAUAGCACAGCAACGCACAUAUUUACAUAAUUACACCUCCUUGAUAUCAAAGUCGAGUUCCCAAGAAAUUGUUCAACGUGUUGGUAUUUUACAACAAUUAUUAAGGGAUAUGCUCCAUCCAGAGAGAUAUGAGCUACCAGAUUUACAUCAAAGGUCACCUUCAUUUAUUUCUGCUGGAUUCAAUUUAUUCUCCAAAGGCCGAAUGAAACAUCAUCCCUGUGACAAUAAAUGGAUUAUUGUUUAUGUCAUGGGAGGUAUAACACCAGAGGAAGUAAGAGAAACCAAGGAAAUUAUAUCAAUAUUUAAACCAAAUUGUCAGAUAACAAUAGCAGGCUCAAGACUGUUAAAUCCAUUGGACAUAGUGGAUAAAGUUCUUCUAUCUUCAAUUGAUUACUGA